This is a messenger RNA of Geodia barretti, 1291 nucleotides long. The record is from the annotation of a GenBank genome assembly. Lineage: Eukaryota; Metazoa; Porifera; Demospongiae; Tetractinellida; Geodiidae.
CCUGGUGGAGCACCACUGAGGGCCGUGGAAGCCUGUGUUAGAACACCUGGGAACCUGACUACUACCUCAGAUGCCUCAGAUGCGUGUGGAAUGUUUGGCUGUCAGCUCAGUGCUGGUGCUGUGGCCGCUAUUUUGAGCAGUGGAACUAUCCUCCUCUUCCUCCUAGUGUGCUUCAUAGUAGCUGGUUAUGUGCUAAGAAGACGACGAAGAAAAUCAAUCGUGUCUGAAGAGCUUAGGUCACCUACUGGAAAUUCUUAUUCCACACCUCAAGAGUUCACCAAUCCAUCCAAAGUCACAGAUGAUAAUGUACAGAAACCAGUGGCAUCUCCAGUGCAGCAACUUAAAGAGGAGCUCAAGAACAAGAACAUGCUAUUCUCCAACAGCCAGUUGGAAUUGAGCAGAGUUGUUGGACAGGGAGAGUCGGGAUUAGUGUAUCGUGGAUACCUCAGAACAAGUGAAAUCAAAGACUUGGUCGCAAUAAAGACUGGCAGAGCUCUAUUGUCGAUGGACCACAAGGAAAGACUGCUGAAGGAAGUCAUUCUCAUGCUCACCUUUGAUCAUCCUAAUGUUAUGCCACUAAUUGGACUCUCCUUUGAUGGAGAGAUGCCCCUCAUCGUUAUGCCGUUCAUGUCAAAGGGCAACAUUCUUGGGUACGUGAGAAAUCACAGAGAGAGUCUCUACUUUAAAGAUCCCAGUGAUCACCAGGAAGUUGAAGCUGCCAGGAAGACGUGUCUUGGGAUGUGUUACCAGAUAUGCAAGGGAAUGUCGUAUCUUUCAAAGUUUAAGUUUGUCCAUCGGGACCUGGCUGCAAGAAACUGCAUGAUUGAUGAUAAUGACAUAAUCAAGGUAUCAGACUUUGGGCUGACAGAGGACAUGUACAGCACGGCCUACUACCGUCACGACGGAUGUGAGACUGGAACUGAGGAGAAGAUACCAAUCAAAUGGAUGGCUCCUGAGAGUAUUGAAUCUAACAUAUUUGAUGAGAAUACAGACGUAUGGUCAUUUGGAGUGACGUGUUGGGAGGUGUUCACAUGUGGAGGAGUCCCGUAUGCUGGGGUCCCAGUCACCACUCUACUGAGUGAGCUUUUCUCUGGACACAGGCUGGACAGACCCAGCAACAUCACCUGCUCUGAUGAUGUAUGGGCAUUGAUGACAUCAUGCUGGUCAGCCAGUCCACAGGAGAGGCCAAUGUUUGCCACACUGGUCAACAACAUUGCUGAUCUUCUCGACAACGACCCCGCCUACAUAAAACUUCGAAAUUAAACUUAGCUAUUACUUUUGUGUAAGCUAA